Molecule: messenger RNA, 2784 nt
Organism: Schistosoma mattheei
Lineage: Eukaryota; Metazoa; Platyhelminthes; Trematoda; Strigeidida; Schistosomatidae
Source: the annotation of a GenBank genome assembly
AUGUCUGAACGUGAUGAUCACAUUCAUGCGACUAAAAAGUUCAAACACAGUGAAUCCAAUGAGGAAUCAAAUGAAAGUCAUGACAGGCGCAAACAAGUUGAUGCACAUGUUCAAGCCUUCCUCAAGGCUGUGCUUGAUCAUGCUCAUGGUGGUACUGUCAAGCAAACAAACAAUCCAAACAAAAAAGAUAAAUCUGUGAUAAAAAAGGAUGCUUCCACUCAGACAGAAGAACAGAAUGACUUUGAAUCGUGUUCGUACAACCCAGAUCAGUCAGUUUCUGAAUAUCUGGGUUGCAACAAAAAUGAAAAAAGUAGUCGAGUUCCUAAUCGAGAAAUGUACAGCGAGGAAGUGCUAAAUUUACUGUCCCAACAAAAUUUUUAUUCUGAAGAAGCACAAAACGAUCUCUCUUUUAAUGACAACUCCACCCACUGCUAUUCCACUCAAUGUGAUACUGGUCUCUUAAAUCAUGGUGUUAGUAAUAAGAGUGCCCGCAUUUCUUCUAAUAAGAUCAAAAGAGCAAUAGACGAAUGGGUUAGAAAAUAUGAGGAUUGGUUUUUCCAAAACUUUGGAAUGGAUGUACGAACGGCUUCCCAUUCAUUGAAUCAAAACCUGAGAGUGAACUCAAACAAAGUUCAGAACAACACCCCCCUUGGUUUACACUCUAAUGUGACAGCUUUCAACUUCGGCGUUGGCCUACCAUUGUAUCCAAAUCAUACAUUUAUUCCUACCACCAUUAAUACAACCAUGCCUAAUGCAGUCGUUUCGUAUCCAUCGAAUUUCGCCAACCAGCUAGGUGCUUCUACAAUGUCAUUUCCACCAAACGUAACCAGCACCACUGCAACGUGCAAUACAACAAGCUUUCAUGUAGGUACAUCCUUUCCUAUACCUCCGACUAUUCAACACAAUCACUGCAUCACCUCCUUCGCAGAUCUGCCCAGUGAGUUACAAACAUCUGCAAUGCUUGCCACUUUAGCCCUUCCAGUUGCUGACAGUCAACAUAGCUUAGGUCAGUGGGGACCACAUUUGAAAUAUGGUACUUAUGGUCGGCUCCCAUCUCCCCUUGACCUAGAAGCUUUUAAUUCUCAUAGGCAGUCAUCUGAGUUCGGACAGAAUCAAACAAACCAAUUAUCCUAUUCAUCGCCUGAUUUGUCAAACAAAUCUCCCACUGCUCCUAAUAAAUCAGUCAAAAUGCCUCCUCCACCCCCCACCUUCAUUCUUUUAAGAAGGCAGCCAUGGUCUGUGCACUCCAGCUAUGUUGUCGGGAGCGUGGAAAAUCACCUAUCUUCUAUUUCAAAUACCGAAAAAGCAUAUGAUAUCAAACAAUUAAUUGCUUGUGAUCUUUUGAUUGGAGAUGUGUUAAUUGCAGAAUCACUUUCUGCGUCUAAAUCCCUCGCACAAAUCUGCACUGCGCGACAGGCCUUUCAGAUUUUAUCUCGACCUUGUUUCCUCGUCGGAUCUGUACGUCAGUGGGAGGAGGUGGAAUACUUGGUUUUAUGUUUAAGUCCGAAAGCUGAAAUAGUUCCUAAACUAUCUCCAUUUCUCAAGGAUCCUUUUGAAUCCGACUUCGAAAAAGAUGGUGAUUUUGAAGGUGGUGAGAGCAUCACCACAGUAUUCACCCCUAAACCAUUUGAUGAUAUGUGGAUUUACCUAGCGCAACUUUCAAAAGAAAAAUUACAUGAUCAGGUUCAUCUAGAGAGAAUCUUGGCCCAGUCUGCUGAAUUCAGUCAAAUGCUUAUCAGCUUUGAAUUUGAAGUGCAAACAACCACUGGUCAAAUUAUAUGCAAUACAUUAAUUGAUAAUCAGCGUUGUUUAAGCGUUGAAAGUCCAAAUCUUCAUGGUGCUCAGCAAUCGGCACUGAGUAGUCUGUUGAAUAAAUUAUGUGCUACUCAACCUGUGGUUGGUUUAAUAUUCUCACGGGAAGAAGAAUUCGAAGAUGACACUACUUCAUCUCUCUGGGGAAUUCCUGAAUACCUCAUGGUUGAAAAUCUCAUGUGGGGUAAAGAAGAACUGGAUUCACCUAUACAUUUUGAACAACUAGAAGCUCACUGUGAAAUUCCAACUCUAUCUCCAACACAUCUUAUUUGUGAUGGCUCAGAUACUGUUAACAAUCAUGAUGGAAUAAAUUGUACUAAUCGAUUCUCGUCGCCUAUCUUAAUAGAAAGCUAUCUUCAGGCGUAUGCUGCUUCAGCUUUAGUCUCACCGAUUUGCAUAUUUCCUACUGUCGUUCCCAACAAUCUCUGGCCAGUCGUACAACAACAUGCUAGGCGUUGGGGUUUGUUAAGUCGUGUGGAAGUAAAGCGUAAUCCAGACCCUUCCAGUUUUCUUAUCGUUUGUAAACGAGUCCCACUCUCUCGAUUAAAAAGAUCACUAUACGAUCAACAACAAUAUGGUUGCUUUUGUCUAAUCGAUAAAGGCAAUCUUACAACUGAAGCUUUAAAGCGUUUGUAUCAAGCUGAUCCACUUUGUUUUAGUGAGGAUGAUUCAAUAACACCAAACGAUAACAUUCAAUCAUCUGAUCAUAUGACUAACUUCAACUUAUCAUCUUCCUCACCACCAACGUAUUUCAGAACAUCGGACGAGUACAAUGAUGAACCAGUUACUCGUUACGCUCGUGAAUUCCUUUCUACACAUAAAACACGCAUCAAAACAGAAUCUAAUGAAGAUAAUUGUAAUCUAAUCAAUGAUGAUUGUGUACUUGUAACAGCAGAACUUAAUCAACCAUCAAAUGCUAUUGAAAUAUUAGAUGAUCUUCCUAAAACACUUAUACCGGGUAUAGAUUUUUAG